CAAGUAUUGUAAAUGCGUAUUACGUUUGUUCAAUACCUAUUUAAUUUUUGUGCGCCGCCUACAAAAGGAAUACCACUUAGAACCAGCUGGCAGUCAAGGUGUUUGGUCACUGGAUGAUUUUCAAUUUGUGCCAUUCAUUUGGGGCAGCGCUCAAUUAGCAUUCAAUAGCCCAUUUGAACCGGUGCGCUUCUUAGACGAUGAUAUUAUCAACGAGUACAAAGACGAAUAUUUGUUUAUUGGUUGUAUCGAUUAUAUCAACCAAGUAAAAACGGGACAUUUUGCAGAGCACUCAAAUCAGUUGUGGAGUAUUUCGGCAGUACCAACAUGGUCGAAAAUAAACAGCGGAUUGAUUAAGAUGUACCAGAAGGAGAUAUUGUCUAAAUAUCCCAUAAUGCAGCAUGCACUAUUUGGUAAAUUGCUCCGUUUUGAACCUGUAAAACCCGGUACGACUUUGCCUGUAGCACGUUUAGGUUUUAUACACCCUGCUUCUACGAAAUCGUCAAUGAAUUCAAUAAGUUCGAGCAAACUGGCUUCGCCAACGUUGCAAUGUUCGGAAAAGGAUGAUGAAAGUGUGUCCAAAUCCACAACAGUAUCAGAGACCACAAUAAAAACCAAGGACAUAGAUCUAACUGAAAAAUUGGGUUAAAUCGAAACUUACAGCUUGUUGCUAAAAGAGGAAGUAAAAGUAUUUUAUCUAAUAUAUAAUGCUACUAAAUAUGCAUUUUAUUGACAAUUGUAAAUAGUAUCUUUUUAUGUAAGCUGAGCUGCAUUAAAUUGAGCGUUUUACUUGCUUGCAA
Messenger RNA from Rhagoletis zephyria (snowberry fruit fly), 797 nucleotides. Its product is annotated as serine/threonine-protein phosphatase 2A activator-like. Gene Ontology annotation, molecular function: protein tyrosine phosphatase activator activity; peptidyl-prolyl cis-trans isomerase activity. The record is from RefSeq and is a predicted model, not a curated record. Gene Ontology annotation, cellular component: cytoplasm; nucleus; protein phosphatase type 2A complex. Lineage: Eukaryota; Metazoa; Arthropoda; Insecta; Diptera; Tephritidae. Gene Ontology annotation, biological process: mitotic spindle organization.